CCCACCCCCCAAAUUGUGGCCCUCCCAAAACUGCUUUAUAGUUUAUAGAAACUGGAGAUCCAAUCACUCUCCUUCAAACCAAAAUAAUACCUUUAAUUUCAAAUUCAAGCACAAUUGCUCUGAAAUUGGCUGUUGCACUUUCAGAGCAUACGUCUCUUUGAAAGCAGUUUAAAAGGCGAUGAUUUAAUGUUUUCGAGGAGCAUGCAUGUAUUCUUCAAUAUUUUAAGGAUAUGUUUUCCAUUCCAACUCACAUUCUGUUCUCCUCCUGCCCUUGCUCUUAUGUUGUCCUUUACACCCAGAGUAGCUUCGUUACUAAUAGGAAAGAGUUAGUUUGUGUCUGCCUGCUGAGCUUAUGUUGUGUAAGCACUAUGCAGAGCGCAAUGAUGUUGUACUGGAAACAAUGAAACAGGAAGGAGAAGCGAAUUAAAGUCCAGCCAAGGCUAGUGACCGCUUGCUAUCUUCUUCUGGAGGCAGACACAAGACUCGGUACUAUUUUAAGCAUAGAGAGGAAUCAGACCCUCUUUUCCACUAUGCCGGGCUAUUCAGAGUUUUUCUUCAAUGUGGAUCAUGGGUAUCUCGAGGGCCUGGUCCGAGGCUUCAAAUGUGGCAUCUUGACGGCUUCUGACUAUGUCAACUUAGCACAGUGCGAAACACUGGAAGACCUGAAGUUACAAUUGCAGACCACAGACUACGGAAACUUCUUAGCCAACGAAACAGGCUCUCUCACGGUUUCUAUCAUCGACGACAAACUAAAGGCCAAGCUAUUGGCAGAAUUUCACUAUUUCAGAAAUCAUGCCUUCGAGCCACUUUCCACAUUCCUAAACUAUAUUACGUACAGCUAUAUGAUUGACAACGUGAUCCUGCUCAUUACUGGCACACUCCGUCAGCGGCCCUUGGAAGAGCUGGUUCCCAAGUGCCAUCCGUUGGGCAAUUUUGAGCAAAUGGAAGCUGUCAGCAUUGCUCCAAACCCUGCAGAGUUAUUCAAUGCAAUUUUGGUGGAUACACCCCUAGCUGAUUUCUUUCAAGACUGCAUAUCUGAAAACGAUCUGGAUGAAAUGAACAUUGAAAUCAUGCGCAACAAACUGUAUAAGUCUUACCUCGAAGCGUUCUAUACAUUCUGCAAAAACCAAGGUGGCACUACGGCAGAUAUAAUGUGCCCACUCUUAGAGUUUGAAGCAGACAGGCGUGCCUUCAUCAUCACCAUUAAUUCAUUUGGCACUGAAUUAAGCAAAGAAGACAGACAGAAGCUGUAUCCAACAUGUGGGAAACUGUAUCCAGAAGGCUUGGAUAUACUUGCCAAAACAGAAGAUUAUGAGCAAGUGAAGGGCGUGGCAGACUACUAUGCUCAAUACAGAGCUUGCUUUGAAUGCGUAGGAAGUGGUACAGGAGGAGAAAAAACGUUAGAAGAUGCUUUUUUUGAACAUGAGGUCAAAAUGAAUGUGCUGGCAUUCAACAACCAGUUCCAUUUUGGGGUCUUCUAUGCCUAUGUAAAGCUGAAGGAACAAGAAAGCAGAAACAUUGUAUGGAUUGCUGAAUGCAUUUCCCAGAGGCACAGAACAAAAAUUAACAACUACAUCCCUAUUCUCUAAACCAGACUUUAGUGGUGUGUUUUAAUGGUACAUCUAUUUCAUCUACUGGGUUCUUUACUAAAUUACUCAUCAUAUUCCAAAAAGGGGGGUUAAUUUGCACAUUAUAGCCACCAAUAACAUUUUAGAAUUAUGAUUAGCCAAUUAGGCAUUUUAUGUUUGGGGCACUUCCAUUUCCUCCUGCCCUCCCCAAUCUUUUCCAGAGGUUCUGUUGGUAGAUCAUCAGUAGACCCAUGACUGCAGAGUUUUCUGCAGGAAUAGUGGAAGGCUCUGCAGCAAAUACGCCUUUCUGACCCUUCUAGCCAGUGAUCUCAGGGUUACGAUUGCUCUGGAAAAUGUAAAAUCUCCCUCCCUAUCUGAUCCCUUUAAUUAUCACUGCCCCCAGCUGAUGCUUUUUCUUUUUCUUUAAAAGCAUGCACCUUAAAUGCAAAGUUGCAUUUCACUUCACUUCUGGUUGGGCCCCCAAAAAUGUAAAGUAUAGAGAAAGAAAAGCAUUACUUUAAAGCAUUAGCAUUUCAUUAAAGAAUACUCAUGUAUCACAUGCAUGGUUAGAUUUAAAUGGCAAGACUCCUAUAAUACCACUUAAGAAUCAUAAAGGCUGAUAAGAAAUUAAAGUAACAGAAGCAGCUUUACUACCUAGCAAUUGCUUGUAAUUAGAAACAUGUUGCAAAAGCAGAAGAGGGAACUCCCUUGGGCUGUUUUGGUGGGACAUAGACCCGUUGUUGUUGUUUUAAAAAAUGCAAUAAAUGGGUUAAAUAAAAAUAUAAUUGUUUUCCAGAAAUUCACUGUGAAUAUAUAGCCGCCAUUCAGCUAAGAGUCAUCAAAUAAAGUUUGUCAUGAAAUGUGAUGAUAUAUGAUGAGAUGUAAGAAUGUUACAGAAUUGCUUAUCUUGCUGUCCUGCUGAAAUAAAAUCUAUUUCCUAGCCUAGGCAUGUUUACAA
Messenger RNA from Podarcis muralis (Common wall lizard), 2526 nucleotides. RefSeq names its product ATPase H+ transporting V0 subunit d2 (gene ATP6V0D2). The record is from RefSeq and is a predicted model, not a curated record. Gene Ontology annotation, cellular component: proton-transporting V-type ATPase, V0 domain. Gene Ontology annotation, biological process: proton transmembrane transport. Lineage: Eukaryota; Metazoa; Chordata; Lepidosauria; Squamata; Lacertidae. Gene Ontology annotation, molecular function: proton-transporting ATPase activity, rotational mechanism.